Messenger RNA from Procambarus clarkii (red swamp crayfish), 3936 nucleotides. RefSeq names its product NBAS subunit of NRZ tethering complex-like. The record is from RefSeq and is a predicted model, not a curated record. NCBI's taxonomy places the organism in Eukaryota, Metazoa, Arthropoda, Malacostraca, Decapoda, Cambaridae. Gene Ontology annotation, cellular component: Dsl1/NZR complex. Gene Ontology annotation, molecular function: SNARE binding. Gene Ontology annotation, biological process: retrograde vesicle-mediated transport, Golgi to endoplasmic reticulum.
UGUUGUGUUGUGGCGGGUCGGGGAUCAGCUGACGGGCUUACCACACGGGACCAGUGUCUCACCAGCACCAUGGACGACUCCCACCACCUCCAUCACGAGGAUAAUAUAUUGUAUGAGCUGCUGGUCCACGCAGAGUGGCCCUUGGAGCAGGAAAUAAUCGGAGGUGGCACAAUAAGCCUUGGCGGGAACUUCUUUUACCGAACUGUCACCCAGACUCCGGCUAACAUCUGGGCAGUUGCAUCAUCCCUCUGGACAUAUGUUAGACCUGCUCCAGCUGUUUCUCCAAGUUUAGCCAAAUUAGUUGGAGGGCGUUCAGGCUGGCAGCUUGGUGUUGGUGCCCAGGGAGCUGUAGUGGCCAUAUUGCAGGCCGCCACCCUAGAAAUACGUGCUAAAAAAGAUGAUUUUGCAUCUGUUGUUGGCAAGAACUCAAACUUGUUUGUCGACCCCUUCCCGUCAUGGCGACGCAUAGCAUGGUCUGCAGACUGUUCGAUGGUUGGUGUAUCAUACAGCUCUGGUGCUGUUGAGAUUUUUAACACACUAGGAACUAGUAUCUUCACUAUCUACCCACCAAAGUACCGUGAAGGAGUGCCGCAGGUUGAUGCUAGCAGUGCUCUUGCUGCACUUGUGUUCUCGGAUAUUAGGACACAAAAAAUAAAAUGGGCUGCAGAGUUGAUAGUUAUUGAUUAUAAGGGAAAUGUUCGAAGCUACUUUGUGUCGCCAACUGAGGGUUAUCAGGAGAGCCACGUGUUCUCCUUCGGCAAGUUAUACCCAAGUGGAGUUACUGCAGCUAUCAUUCAUGGGAGUUUGUUGAUAGUGACUGGCUUGUGUGAUUUUAUGGGUGACAGCAAUCUUAAGAAUAAUGGUCUUGGGCAUGGUGUUACUGUGUGGCGCAUGGUGAAUGAUUAUCCCUUCUAUAAACAGGUACCAACAAUUAAUGAAGAGGAAUAUAUACCUCCCAGUUUGGGUCUAUGGAAACGUUUGUCUGGAUAUCGAUCAGCACCUCAUCAUGACUUCAUUUUCCAAAUGUGUGUGUCUCCCACUGGCCGUCAGUUAGCUGCAUUACACACCUCAGGCAGUCUCUCCAUUUGGGAACUUCCAUCCCUGCGCAAACAAAAAUUUUGGCCCCUCCUGUUGCAACCACAUUAUGAUGCUGUCAACCCAUCCUCAUCUGAAUAUAUUCCAUGCCAAAAACACCGACUCAUUCAGUACACAGGGCCACUAAAGAAUCACCCAGCAGAUCUUAGUUGGUGGUCAGAUGCGGCAGUAAUCCUAGCUCGGUAUUCUGGGGCAGUGACUGUAAGCUCUGUCAACUCAUUAAGGAACUUACUUGGAGAAUCGCCAGAGUUUCUGGAGGGUGUACCACAGAUAAGUGAAGCGUAUGAUCGAGGUUUUCUGGGGCUGGAGGUAGAAAGUAGAGUCAACUCCAAGCGAUUGUUAACUACCUCAAAUGAAGGUUCUGAUGAAGAGGAGUAUGUGGACUCUGAUGAAGAGGAGGAGUUGUCUCUUAUUCAGAGGUCGAGUCGGCUUGCUAAGAAUGCCCUCUACUGGGUCACAGAUGCAGAGAGAUUUCGGCCUCCAAGCAAGAGAUCCAAAAUUGUGCAGAGAACAUUCCGUCUGCUGUGUCUGAAGAGUACAACUCCAGAGGAAUUAUUUGCUCGAAAAAUUGAGAAUGAAGAAUACGGAGAAGCAUUGGCACUCGCUAACAGUUACAGUCUCGACUGUGACCGAGUGUACCAACAACAGUGGCGGAGAAGUUCAGUGACAGUUGCCUCCAUACAAGAUUACCUUGCCAAGAUUCACAAAAGGUCUUGGGUUCUGGCCGAGUGUGUAAGUCGUGUUCCAGAAAAUAUUGAUGCUGCUCGAGAGCUGCUUAUGUAUGGCCUUCGUGGGACGGAUCUUGAGGCAAUUAUUGCUAUUGGUAAUGAAACCGAUGAUGGUGAAUUCAUUCCUUGUGAUUCUGAUCUGAUUUAUGAUGAAGGGUUUGACAUAGACCCCAGCGAGUAUGAAAUCCAAGUCCAAGAGAGAGCAGCCAAAGAAUUCAAGAGGAAGCAUGAACUUCUUAUGCAGAUUGACUUUAAGAACCUAACGCUUGAACAGAAAACUGUGAUACGUGCUCGGCAGAAAUUGCUGACUUAUCUCGACCGAUUGGCUACAUAUGAGGUGCUUCUUGGUGGUGCUCAUGUUGCACCUGAUCAUUAUGAUGCAACAUUCUUUGACAAGUUUCGCAGUCAGUCGGCCAUCUCUGCAACAAUAGAAUUUGCCCGUAAUUAUGACUGGCAAGGUGUUGAUGCAAUGUUUACUUAUCAUGGUGGAGAGUGUUUGCCUCAUCGUCUAGCUGUUUUGUCAAACUUUCCACCUACUAUGGGACCUUUUGAGUACAGGUCAUUAUUGCCUGAGUGUGAAGAGGAUGAAGUUUUCUUGUGGGAGCAAGAAGAGUUAAGAGAUGAAGAUUGGUGUGAGGAUCCUCUGUGCAGAGAAGCAGUAAAUGAGGGAGAAGCAGAUCCAGCCGAUUUCUUGUAUGCCGAGCAACCCAAGAUGAAAAAGUUUAGAGGGGUGAAUGUGACGGCAGAGAUUGUUAGUGAGUGGUACCAGGAACGUGCACGAGAGAUUGAAAGGUGCAGCCACUUUGUGGAUGCUGCUCUGGACCUUCUCAAGCUUGGGCGUGAGAGAGGUGUUGAGGAUCUGGAGGAACUACAUGACACACUUGAUACUCUAGAAGUUCUAGUGUAUGAGGUCGGCCACACCUCAAUGACUCUUGAUAAAUACUCCAAGCUCUCAGAUAAUGAGAAAAUUGUGCAACUCAUGUCAACAAGCACUCAUGAAACCUACAUCCAAAACAUUCGUCGGUGGCUGCUGCCGUUCCUGGCUCGUUGUGAGAAGUGGCAGCCAGGCAGUGGUCGGUCACUCCUGUAUACCUAUAUUGUAAAUGCAGCGAAGCAAGGCCUUGGUCUGCCCUUAAAAAUACUGCAACAUUCCCGACCUGAUCAACACGCUAGGAUCAUCACAUCUGCAGAAGAGAUGAUGACCAUUGCUAUUGACUGUGUGUAUGCUUGUGAGAAAGAGAAUCAGCUUCCACGAGCUUUUGCUAUCCUUGAAUGUCUUCCAGAAAGAGAGUCUUGCCCAGAGAACAUGGAGACCUUGACAAAGCUGCAUGAUCUGGCAGACUCACUAGAUGCUCACCUCACAGCAGCAGAGCUACUCGGCAACAAUGGUGUCAAUGUCACGCCUUGUCAACUCCGCCAGUUGCAGUCCCACCCCGAAAAAGUUCGAGAAAUACUAACCAAGCUGACAAGGGCAGCUGCAAGAAGAGAGCCCAGACUUUGUGAUGAGGACUGGAGGAAGCUGCUGUAUGACAUGUUAGAACUACAACAGAAGGUGUUUACCUGCGUGGAACCUCAGAUGUGCACUGAGACAAUGACAGAGGCACUUCUGUGUUCUGGUGUUACUGAAAACAUCCAGUUUGCUGGUGAACUAUUAGAAACUCGAGUAGAUCGAUCUCCAGUAAACAAUCCAUACCUUCAACAGCUACCGUUUGCUCAAGCUGUGAAGCUGGUAAUUACAGCCGCCACACAUUAUUGUAAUUCUUCGGAGAGCCAUGCUGAUGAAGCUAUGAAGUUGGCAAUGCAAAGUCUUUGUCUGAUUGAAUCUGAAAAUGAGGACAUCAAAAGAGAGAAGGAUCUCAUCUCUGCACUUCAAAUGUUGCCAGACUUUGGUAUACAUAAACUUCCUCUACAAGUUCGGCUGUGUGAAGAUCGACUAGGCCUGAUAGCUGAAGGUUUGCAGAUAAAGAAAGGAAGCUAUCGUCAUGGUUCUCGGCUCCUGCAACUUGCCACCUUGUUGCGGGUUUGUGGAACAGAUGCUCGAACGAGGCAAGCGAAGGUCCUUACUCUUGUUGCUCAGGCAGCUCUAAAGGUAAGUUGAAUGACCAGUUCUUUA